CCCCGCCCCCUUGUCUUGUUAGUUCUCCUUCUGGACUCGUCUAGUUUGUAUCGUUUAAUGAAUUAUUAACUGACUUUUGAUUAAGCAACUGAUUCAGCGUUUCCCUGGACUGGUAUUAGACACUAAUACAGCAUGUUAGUCUCCAGACCGACGAAAGAAGCGAAAACCGUGAGGAUUUAAACCAGAAGCAGAGCUCAAGACUGAAGAAACUAAAACAAACAUGAAGUUAAACGACGAGGUUAAACGCGCGAGACUCAUGAAGUUGGUUUCCGCCGUCUUUUACGCCUUUUGCUCGUUUUUCAUCAUCGUGGUCAAUAAAAGUAUUUUAACUGAGUACAAGUUUCCCUCAUUUAUGUUUCUCGGAAUUGGGCAGAUGACAGCUACAAUCAUCAUCUUAUAUGUUGCCAAAAUGAACAAAGCAAUCCAUUUUCAGGACUUUGACAAAAGUAUUCCUGGAAAGAUUUUUCCUUUACCAUUGCUGUAUAUGGGGAAUCACGUGACCGGACUGGGCGGAACUAAGAAACUCAGCUUGCCCAUGUUCACAGUGCUCAGAAAAUUCACCAUUUUACUCACAAUGAUUAUGGAAUCCAGGAUAAUGAGGAAAAGCUUCGCUCCGUCGCUGGUGUGCAGUGUUCUGGCUAUAGUCAUGGGUGCUCUGGUGGCAGCCAGCUCGGACCUGUCCUUUAACGCAGAAGGAUACACGUUUGUUCUGCUAAACGACGUCUUCACGGCUGCUAAUGGAGUUUACACCAAGAAGAAACUGGGGAUGGAGGGUCUCGGUACAUACGGGGUUUUGUUUUAUAACGCUUUUAUCAUUAUUAUCCCGACGGUCCUGGCGAGUGCUUACACUGGAGAUUUACACACGGCUCUAACCUUUGAGGGAUGGAUGUCUCUUAUGUUCAUAUUUCAUUUUUUAUUGUCUUGUGUCAUGGGGUUUAUUUUGAUGUAUUCCAUCAUCCUCUGCAGUUAUUAUAACACGGCACUAACUACCACAGUCGUUGGGGCAAUUAAAAACGUUGCUGUGACGUAUUUUGGCAUGUUUAUUGGAGGAGACUAUAUCUUCUCAUGGACAAACUUCAUAGGCCUGAAUAUAUGUAUGUCGGCCGCUCUGAUUUACUCCUACAUCACGUUUCACAGCAGCGUCGUCUCAGAAUCAAACGGCAAACCAGCAGAAGACAAACCGAGCAUUCACGUCACAGAGAGUCAUCCGGAGAAAACGUGAUGCAUUUGAGUGCAAUAUUUA
Messenger RNA from Onychostoma macrolepis, 1243 nucleotides. RefSeq names its product solute carrier family 35 member D2 (gene slc35d2). NCBI's taxonomy places the organism in Eukaryota, Metazoa, Chordata, Actinopteri, Cypriniformes, Cyprinidae. Bases 221 to 1222 code for a protein of 333 amino acids. Gene Ontology annotation, molecular function: antiporter activity; GDP-fucose transmembrane transporter activity. The record is from RefSeq and is a predicted model, not a curated record. Gene Ontology annotation, cellular component: Golgi apparatus. The transcript has 12 exons.